UAUGACCAAUCAGAUAAGAAAAGAAAUAAUACAAGGUUUCAAGCUUCAUGGCUUAACUUUGAAAAGCGAUGCUAUGCAUUACUUGAUAGAGAUUUUAGAGCCUAUCACUGACGUUUCGAGACAAGAUUGUAUAGAUAGGUUGAUAGAAGUAAUAGAAAAACAACCACUGCAUACACAACUAAUAACUAAGGAAUUGUGUGAAGCGGCUGUAGAAGACUGUAACUCAGAACAAAGAAGUAAAAGAGAAGAUAUUCUUCACGUUAUUGACACAUUCGAAGUACCAAAACUUUUAUUUAAAAAAACCGGAAAAAAAACGAAAGAUGGCGUUCUUUUUGGCGAUGCUUCGGCAAAAACAUCUGUAUUUUUGGAACGUUUUAAUCUUAUACAUCAGUUAAAACCAAUAGAAUAUUUAUUAGGAAGUAGUGCUAAGUUAGGAGACAUUAUUGUGCUAGGACUACUUAGCCGUUUAAAACAUGAUAAAUGGUAUCUCGAGGAUGCUACUGGCUCAAUUCCUCUCAAUCUACAUAAUGCUCUUUUUCAUACUGGUUUAUUUACUGAAGGUUGCAUCGUUCUAGCCGAAGGAACUUUUGAUGAUGGAAUUUUUGAUAUAAAGAAUUUAGGUUUUCCUCCCCCUGAGUCCGCGACUAACACCCAAGCAUAUAUUGGUAAUAUAAAUUCCUUUGGUGGUCCAGGUUCUGAGAGUGUUCGCGGCGAUGAGAUCCUCCUUAACUAUGAGAAACAUAAUGAAAAUGCAAUGUUUGUCUUCUUAAGUGAUGUAUGGCUAGAUGACACAACUGUACUAGACAAACUUCAAACUAUGCUCACUGGUUUUGAGUCUAUAGCUCCAGUAGCAUUUGUAAUUGGUGGUAACUUUUGUUCAAAGCCUUAUGGAAGCGAUCACUUCACAACAAUCCUAAAAUCUUUUAGAGUUUUCGUUGAUAUCAUUUGUGAAUUUUCAUCGAUUAGAUCCAAUUCCAACUUUAUUUUUGUGCCCGGACCAGAUGACUUAACACCAUCAGGAAGACUAGUACCGAAAGCCGGUCUCUUUCAAUCUAUAAGGGCCUAUGCAGAAGAAAAGUUAGAAAAGGUUUUCUUUGCGACAAAUCCUGCGAGAAUACGAUAUUGCACCCAAGAAAUAGUAUUCUUUCGAGAAGACUUAACUUUCAAGUUGUGCAGAAAUUGCGUUAAAUUCCCUAAAGAAGAUGAUUUGACAGAUCAUAUAGCUCGAACAAUAGCUUCGCAAGCUCAUUUGGCUCCUCUCCCACUUCAUGUUUUGCCUGUAUUUUGGUCACAUGACGCAGCCUUAAGAUUGUACCCACUACCUGAUCUGGUUGUAAUCGCGGAUAGAUACAAAGCUUAUAAUUGUACGGUAGCGGAAUGCAAUAUAAUUAAUCCGGGAUCUUUUCCUCGGAGUUCCUUUGGGUUUAAAGUCUAUUAUCCAUCUAGCAAGCAGGUGGAAGAUUGUCAAAUUGAUAAUUAA
This is a messenger RNA of Dimorphilus gyrociliatus, 1480 nucleotides long. The record is from the annotation of a GenBank genome assembly. Lineage: Eukaryota; Metazoa; Annelida; Polychaeta; Dinophilidae.